Hypoxylon trugodes is the source of this 2403-nucleotide messenger RNA. RefSeq names its product glycosyltransferase family 2 protein. Gene Ontology annotation, cellular component: cell periphery; cell septum. The transcript is spliced from 2 exons. Lineage: Eukaryota; Fungi; Ascomycota; Sordariomycetes; Xylariales; Hypoxylaceae. Gene Ontology annotation, molecular function: chitin synthase activity. The record is from RefSeq and is a predicted model, not a curated record. The coding region runs from base 1 to 2403 and encodes 800 amino acids.
AUGCUGGCGGCCCUUCUUGAAUGGUUUUUGUGGCUAUCCGCAUUUUUGUACUGUCUCGUCAAGGUCUUUCAAAAAGCCGAACAUUGGACAAUUCGGGUACUGGCAAUUAUCAUUGGGAUCUUCUUCACUGGGCUUCGAUUUAUCUUCUUGCCUAUUAUGAUCGUCACCUUACCUCUUCCCAGCCAGAUUACGCAGUACUGGCCACCCGAUAUGGUCGACAUCUUACAAUGGUUUGCGUUCUGGAGUUUUGCAGGUCUUUUGACCAUCCCAUGGCUUUUCUGUGUUUAUCAACUUGUCACUCAUCAGCUUGGGAGGACGAAACGUGUUAAAGAAGUAUUGGAUGAAGUUUCCGCGCCAAAAGUCGUUAUUGUUAUGCCCUGUUACAAGGAAGAGCCCGAUAUCCUCGUCACCGCCGUCAACUCAGUCGUGGAUUGCGAUUACCCUCCUUCAUGCAUCCACGUAUUUCUCUCAUUCGACGGAGACCAAGAGGAUGAACUGUAUCUCAACACAAUUGAGAAACUCGGUGUCCCUCUUACGCUAGAAUCGUAUCCUAAGAGUAUCGACGUCACCUACCGAGCGGCUCGCAUCACAGUCUCUCGAUUUCCCCACGGAGGCAAACGUCAUUGUCAGAAAGCAACCUUCAAACUCAUCGAUAAGGUGUAUAAAGAGUACCUCAAACGAAACGAUAACCUCUUUAUUCUUUUCAUCGAUUCGGAUUGCAUAUUGGAUAGGGUCUGUCUGCAAAAUUUCGUCUACGAUAUGGAGCUUAGCCCUGGGAAUAGUAGAGAUAUGUUGGCUAUGACGGGUGUCAUCACCUCGACAACUAGAAAACAUAGUAUCAUUACUCUGCUUCAGGACAUGGAAUACAUACACGGUCAGCUAUUCGAAAGGACUGUCGAGUCCGGCUGCGGUGCUGUUACUUGCUUACCAGGCGCUCUAACUAUGUUACGUUUCUCGGCGUUCCGAAGAAUGGCCAAAUACUACUUCGCUGAUAAGGCUGAGCAGUGCGAGGAUCUAUUUGACUUCGCGAAAAGCCAUUUAGGUGAAGAUCGAUGGCUUACACAUCUUUUUAUGAUUGGAGCGAAGAAACGGUACCAGAUACAAAUGUGCACUUCUGCUUUUUGCAAAACAGAAGCAGUGCAGACUGUUCAAUCGCUGAUUAAGCAACGGCGAAGAUGGUUCCUUGGGUUCAUCACGAACGAAGUCUGCAUGUUAACUGAUUGGCGUCUCUGGAAACGAUAUCCUAUCUUGCUUGUGGUGCGGUUCAUGCAGAACACGAUACGAACGACGGCUUUGCUCUUCUUCAUCAUGAUGCUCUCGAUAAUGACGACUACUAUGAGAAUUGAUCAGCUACCUGUUGGAUUCAUCGCUAUCUCAUUAGGUUUGAACUGGUUGAUGAUGAUAUACUUUGGUUGCAAAUUGAAGCGGUUUAAGAUUUGGCUCUACCCAAUGAUGUUCAUUCUUAAUCCCUUUUUCAAUUGGUACUACAUGGUUUAUGGCAUUUUCACUGCGGGCCAAAGAACUUGGGGUGGACCUCGUGCUGACGCCGCUACUGCCGACGCCAAUACGACUCCUCAACAGGCUGUUGAACAAGCUGAGAAGGCCGGAGAUGAUCUCAACGUCGUGCCAGAGACAUUUAUCCCGGCUGCUGAAGUACAGCGACAAAGGAGCAAAGGGAAAGAGACCAGUGGAGUUCAAAGAUCGAAGAGCAACGUCUUACCCCCUGAAAAGGUUGAGGGGAAAUUCGCCGCUCCCGAGAAGAAGGCCAAUGGAUUUUAUGCAUAUCCGGAGGAGUCAACAUACAGCUUCUAUGCGCCAGGUGGAGAGUUACCAUACGAUGGCCCCAUUCCACGAUACUCUCUUCAUAAUCGUGAUUCAGUCGACAGUUUCUUGACUACUGGAAAUAACUCGGUAUAUUUGCCGCGAAGGGUGGAGAGCAUCAUGGGAGAUGAAGACCGGAAGAAGUACGAAAUGGCCCAAGCCAGUCAAUACAACCAAUUCAUUGAGAACUCUAAGAAAUAUGCUAUCCCUCCUCGGGGCCAAGUGUAUGAGUUUUCAGAUAUGGAGUUAGCAAAGAAUGGUUGGGAAGGAAGCGACACGAAAGCUUCAGGAUCCAUCCGAACCGAACGGUAUAAGGACGAUAGCAACGAGAGCACCCCCGAAUCGAUGUCCUCUCGUGCGCCUUCGCCUGGACCUAGGUCUUCUCUCCAACCUCCUCCAGAUCACUCGAGAGCAUCAAGACAUCAUCCUAACCGGGGAAAUCAACAACAACGCAGAACGGGGAGGAGCCCGCUCGGACAAGCUAGUCCUUUGCGGACUCCGGCACAUGAUGGGGACGAAAUAGAAAUAGACAGGUCCAAUUCCGGACGAAAGAGGUCCUAUAGACCGAAUACUCCCAGAUGA